Molecule: messenger RNA, 2893 nt
Organism: Vigna umbellata (rice bean)
Lineage: Eukaryota; Viridiplantae; Streptophyta; Magnoliopsida; Fabales; Fabaceae
Source: RefSeq, a predicted model, not a curated record
AAAAUUUGUGAAUGGGAGGGGAAACACAUCAAAACUCAAAAACCCCGGACCCUUUUCCUUAAACCCUAAGGAACUUUCACCGAAUCCGUAGCGGCAUGGAAUCUCUCAGAUUGAAAACCAACUACCGCUGCGUCCCCGCUCUGCAGCAGUUCUACACCGGUGGCCCCUUUGUUGUCUCAUCGGACAACUCCUUCAUCGCCUGUGCCUGCGGUGAGUCAAUCAAAAUCGUCGACUCCGUCACCGCCGCCAUACGCUCCACCCUCGACGCCGACUCUGAGUCCGUCACCGCUUUGGCACUCAGCCCCGACGACCGCAUACUAUUCUCUUCCAGCCACAGCCGCCAAAUCAGAGUAUGGGAUUUGUCCACGUUCAAGUGCGUCCGCUCCUGGAAGGGUCAUGAUGGUCCGGUUAUGUGCAUGACGUGUCAUCCUUCCGGAGGGUUGCUCGCUACCGGUGGAGCUGAUAGGAAGGUUCUAGUGUGGGAUGUGGAUGGUGGUUACUGCACUCAUUACUUUAAAGGUCAUGGUGGAGUAGUUUCUUGUGUCAUGUUCCAUCCCGAUCCUGAGAAACAACUUCUUUUUUCUGGAAGUGAUGACGGUGGUGAUAAUGCUACAGUAAGGGUUUGGGAUGUUUCCAAAACCAAGAAAAAGAACUGUAUUGCUACAUUAGAUAAUCAUCGCUCAGCUGUGACUUCUUUGGCAAUAUCUGAAGAUGGCUGGACGCUACUUAGUUCUGGAAGAGACAAGGUUGUAACAUUGUGGGAUCUUCACGAUUAUAGCAACAAGAAGACUGUCAUUACUAAUGAGGCAGUUGAAGCUGUCUGUGUGAUUGGUUCCAGCAGUCCCUUUGCUUCAUCUCUGCAUUCAUAUAAGCAAGAUGCAAAAAAACGCAGUGGUUCCAAAGCAUUCUAUUUCAUUACAGUUGGUGAACGUGGCAUUGUACGCAUAUGGAAUUCUAAAGGGGCAGGUUGCAUCUUUGAGCAGAAGACUUCAGAUGUUACAGCUAGCAUAGAUGAUGAUGAAUCACGUAGGGGUUUCACUUCUGCUGUUAUGCUUCCCUCUGAUCAAGGAUUGCUAUGUGUGACUGCGGAUCAGCAGUUUCUAUUUUACUCUCUGGAAUGCACUGAAGAAUUGUUACAAUUAAAUCUAACCAAAAGACUUGUUGGAUAUAAUGAAGAAAUUGUGGAUAUGAAGUUUUUGGGGGAUGAUGAAAAAUUCCUAGCCCUUGCUACAAAUCUUGAACAGGUAUGAGGAUGUGUUUUUAUCUAGAAAUUAGCAAACUGUUGUGAAUUAAAUAUAGUACGACACUUUCAUUUACAUUCUGGUACACACACACUGUUAAAAGCUAAAUUUUCUUGGCUGCACAAUGUUGUUCUUGUCUAGUUUUCUGGUGUUUGUUCUUGUCGCAUUGUCAAUGUAAUUGUAAUUUGUCAGAAUAUGAGCACUUUUAGAAUAUUUUUAUACAUAGAAAAUUUGGGGAUGAGAUUUCGUUUAUAGCUAUUUUUCAUUUUACAAUUAAUUACUUCAAUAAGUCCAUUCUGAAAUCUUUAGUUCACAAGGCGAAUGAGUUAUAAUUGUUUCUAAGAUGAUUUUCCAAUGUUAUUUGUGCUUUUAGUGAUCUGUGACAUGAAAACCUCAUUGAUUUUUAAAUUGUUUUGUCUUUUGGAUGAACAUCACAUGUUUACACCAGGAAGGAUAUUCCCACCAAACCCAUUGAAAAUGAUUAUACAAACGAGUUAAGACUAAAUGAGGUAGUGGAAUAUGAGUUUUAUAACCAUGAUGUUGGGGUGGGUUGAACUUGUGUCUGGACUUAAAGUAAUUUUUCAAGAGUGAAUUUGGACGUAUUGGUUUGGAGGGGAGCACCUUGGAAAGGUUUGCUAAUUUUUUAAAUUGCAAGGUUUCACAUUUCCUUUUAUUUAUAUUGGUGUAACUUUGGGUGCUAAUCCUCUUCGAGAGGUUGAUUGGAAGCCUAUUCUAGGUAAUUUCUCUAAGAAAUUGGCACCUUGGAAAUAGGUCUUGGAUCUGUUUGCCGGGAGGUUAUGCUUAGUCACUUAUGUUCUGUUAUCUUUAUGAAUCUUUUUCCCAUCCAUUUUCAAAAUUCCGAGUGGGGUGUGGAAGAAAAUUAGAAGAUGCAAAGAAAGUUAUUGUGGGUGUAUUAAGAAAAAUACAUUGGGUUACUUGGGAAAAAUUAUGUAGAUGAAAAAAUAUGGAGGAUUUGGAGUGACAGAUAUAAAACUGUUCGAUGAGUCAUUGCUAGCAAAUGGAUGUGAUAAUUAUUGGAACACUGAGCAGCAUUGAGGGUUAGAUUACUAGAAUCAAAAUAUGGUGCUUGGAAGGGUAGUAGUAGGGAGGAUAGAUGCAUAAAUGUAUCAAUAUGGUGCAAAGGUAUGUAAGGUGUGUGGGGGCAAAACUUACCUUGGUGGUAUGAUUAUACGAUGAAAUGGAAAAUUGCAAAUGGGCGGGUCAGGAGAUUUUGGUUAGAUAAUUGGAUGGCAAAAGGUGUCCUUGCGUCAUGUUAUGCUAGACUUCAUGCCAAUUUAAAACAACAAAAGGGGGGUUGUUCUCUGACGAACAUUCUGAUCACAACUCAAUCAUGAACAUUAUUUUCUAUACAUGGAUUUGGGUGAGAGGAUAUAUACCACUUGCUCAUUCAUAUUCCCAGUAGCAAGCUCAGGUAAAACUAUGCUUGAAGGAUGCCAGUAACAAAUGGUGGACAUAAGAGAAAGGAGCAUGGCUUCAAUUGAUGGGGUGGAAGUAGAAAUGAACAUCCACAUGAUUUACCUGGAGUAAUUAUUUUGGUAUGUAAAACAGAAAAAAGGAACUUGCAGGAGCGUAAUCAGAUGUACUUAUUGAUGAAUAUAGGUGAUGGAGAUGUAUUAUUUUGGAGUCUGGUU